AACACGAACCCCUAAUGCUCGGCCCUAAAGCAAUGGAGAAAUCCGACGCCCCCUUCGCCGCUCCGGUCGAUCCCAAACAUCGCCUGCGCCGUCGCCGCCGCCGCAUCUGUUGCAUCGUCUGCCUUCUAGUCCUCGUCCUCCUAGCGGUCGCCGCCACCGCCCUCGCCCUCACCAUCUUCAAAGUCCGCGACCCCUCGACGGACCUCGUCUCCGUCCGCCUCCUCGGCGUCUCCCCCCGCAUCUCCUUCCCCGUCGUCGCCGUCGAGAUCAACAUCACCCUCGACCUCGCCGUCCGCGUCCACAACCCCAACUACGCCGCCUUCGCCCACGGCGACGACGGCCACACCCGCCUCUUCUACCGCGGCGCCGAGAUCGGCGACGCCGCGGUGGCGGCCGGCCGGAUCCCGGCCCGCGGGUCGGAGACGAUUCACCUCCUUACCGCGCUGGAGGUCGAUCGGAUCAUGACGGACCUCGGCCCGCUCUUCCAGGACAUCAUCGCCGGCGCCGUGGCGAUCGACGCCGUGGCAAGGCUACCGGGUCGGGUCACCGUCUUCGGGUUCGUGAGGCUCCACGCGGUGGCCACAUCCAGAUGCCACGUGGUGCUAGCGGUGGCCAACCUCACCGUGAUCAGCCAGGAAUGCACGCACAGCACCAGGCUGUAGGUUCACCGUGGCGGUGAGCGGACCGCGAGCCCGUCGGCGUCACAGUCCCAGAUCCCACUCACGGGUUUGUGCCUUUAUUCGUGUCUUUAUUUAGAAUACACCUCUAAAAUACUCUCUCCGCUUGACUUGGUCUUGUCAUAUAGAAUCUUUAUUUAUUAGAAUAAUAAUCUACUUCUUCUAAUAAAAUAUAUAUAUUAAUAACCAAAA
Zingiber officinale is the source of this 869-nucleotide messenger RNA. RefSeq lists its product as uncharacterized. The transcript has a single exon. Bases 15 to 662 code for a protein of 215 amino acids. Lineage: Eukaryota; Viridiplantae; Streptophyta; Magnoliopsida; Zingiberales; Zingiberaceae. The record is from RefSeq and is a predicted model, not a curated record.